Molecule: messenger RNA, 1716 nt
Organism: Acanthamoeba castellanii str. Neff
Lineage: Eukaryota; Discosea; Longamoebia; Acanthamoebidae
Product: hydrolase, NUDIX domain containing protein
Exons: 3
Coding region: 1-1716 (571 amino acids)
Biological process (GO): ATP biosynthetic process; AMP biosynthetic process
Molecular function (GO): bis(5'-nucleosyl)-tetraphosphatase (asymmetrical) activity
Source: RefSeq, a predicted model, not a curated record
AUGGAGCGAGCGGCACACGAAAAGCGAAGGGACAAGGAAACCGGCCGGCUGAAGAAGAAGCAGCGUCUGCGCACGUCACAGGACGUGUACAACCGCAUCAUGUGGGACACGGGGCGCUACGACCCGGCCAGCUUCGUCAUCGGCUACCUGGACCGAUUCGACGGCAUGAUGGAGAUCGCCCUCGACGAGUUCGUGCCCAUCGACAAGGGCGGCGACAUCGCCUACCACCGCGUCUACUACUUCCGCCAGGGCGACGUCGUCGUGUGGGAUCGCAACAAGCGAAUCGACAACGUCUUCGGCUCGGGCGACACCGCUGCUGCUGCUGCGGCCGCCGCCACGACUACCACCACGACCACCACAUCUUCGGAUGAUAGCGCCUCUUCCUCCUCUGCCAGCGAAGAAGAUGAAGGAGAAGACCAGCCGACUGCUGCUCCCGCCACGACCGAGCAGCUGGCGCCAUCGAAGCAGCCAAUUCAAAAUGAAUCGAUGCCCAAGAUGCGUUCGUGCGGCUUCCUCUUGUUCGCGGACGUAGCGGGUUCGCGACACUUUCUGCUGAUGAAGCACGGCCGACGGUACGACCUGCCCAAGGGCCACGUCGAGUCGGGCGAGACCGACCGCGAGUGCGCUCUACGCGAGGUGCAGGAGGAGACGGGCAUCGAGGCCGACGCCAUCCAUGUCGACUCGCGCUUCUCCUACGCCGAGACCUACUACCCCGUGUACAAGCGGCUGGGCGGCAAGACCGUGGAGAAGACCCUCCGUAUCUUCAUCGGACACAUCAACGACACCGCCGCGCGAGACCCCACCGGUUUCCCGGUGGUGCGUCGCACGGAGCACGGAGCGCACGAGUGGGUCAAGUGGAAUCCGCCCCACCACAUCCAGAAGAACACGAUCGACCCGCUGCUCAAGACCGCCAACGAGCACUUCAAGCAGCUCAAGGAAGAGGAGCGCGAGAAGGCCGCGCGCAAGCUCGAACAGGGAGACGACAACGACGACGAUGACGACGAUGACGACGGUGAUGAAGUCGACAUCGACGCAGAGCUGCUGCGAACGCAGGAGACGUCGGAGGUGGCCGAGGCCGGCACGGUGGAGCGAACAGCGGAGAAGGAGAAGCUCGAGAAGGAGCGCAUGGAGAAGGCCGAGAAGGAGCGGAUGGAGCGCGAGCUGAAGGUGCGACGACGGACCGACUACAACGCGCGCAAGACCCGACGACAGCGCAACGCGAUGGUGUCCGGCGGCGGCUACGCCCUGCUCGACAAGGUGCGCGACGAGACGGGCCGAGGGCAGGUCGGCAUCUACGAGGACGACAUCACCUUCGACGAGAGCGCACUCAACGCCCAGGCCAAGCUCAUCCUCAAGCGAAACGACCGCGCCAACAGGCGAUUGGAUGAGAAUGUGCACAACUACACGGGCGACGAUGAUAGCGACGAUGACGAGAUCAGCGACGAAGAGGCGGCUCAGUACGUGGUCUCGCGGUCGCCCAAGGGCAAGCUGGGCGAGUUCCUCGAUCUGGCGCCCUCCGACGUCGGCGGAGCUGAAGAAGACGACGACGACGUCGCCGCCGCCAUCGCCCUCUCGGCCACCACCACGACGUUGACGACGACCUCUUCUUCUUCUUCGUCACCACCGGGCGAGGAGGAGUGGUCCUGCCAGGCGUGCACCUACGUCAACAAGCCCACCUUCCUCUGCUGCGAAGUCUGUGCCUCCCAGCGAAGCUGA